This is a messenger RNA of Myxocyprinus asiaticus (Chinese sucker), 1311 nucleotides long. RefSeq names its product adaptor related protein complex 4 subunit mu 1 (gene ap4m1). NCBI's taxonomy places the organism in Eukaryota, Metazoa, Chordata, Actinopteri, Cypriniformes, Catostomidae. The record is from RefSeq and is a predicted model, not a curated record. Gene Ontology annotation, biological process: protein targeting; Golgi to lysosome transport. Gene Ontology annotation, cellular component: trans-Golgi network; clathrin adaptor complex; cytoplasmic vesicle.
AUGUGUUUGAGAAUUGUUCUACACAAAGACCUUCAUUUCAUUCAUGUAAGGCAGGGGUCCACCAAGAUAAAUCCAUCUCCUUUUACCAUAAUUUAGUUCCUUAACAGGUUAGCAGCUCUUGCGAAGGACUACUGUGGCAGUUUGUCAGAGAAAUCUGUGCGUAUGAAUUUUGCCUUCAUAUAUGAGCUCUUAGAUGAGAUGGUGUUAAGGCAUCUUUUUGACUAUGGCUACAUACAGAUGAACUCAACUGACAUCCUGACAAAUUUCAUUCAAACAGAGGCUGUAACAUCCAAACCGUUCUGUCUUUUUGACCUCAGUAUUGUUUGUCUGAUUGGAGCAGAGACACAACAUAGUAAAGUGGCUCCAAGUGUUGCAUCGAGUCAUCCUAAAAUGUCCAGUCCUGGAGAGCAGGGUGGAAAAAAUUUGAUUUUUGUGGAUGUGAUAGAGAGGCUGUCUGUGGUGAUUGGCUCCAAUGUGAUUCUAAUGAAAUCAGACAUUCAGGGAGAGAUCAGAAUGAAAUGCUUUCACCCGAUCUGUUCUGAGAUGCAGAUUGGCCUGAAUGAGGAACUUACUAUAGAAAGGUCCCAGCUAAAAAACUAUAGUUCAGUUGUGUGUGUAGAUGAAUGCAGAUUCCACCAGGCUGUUAAACUGGAUGUAUUAAAAGUUUGACCCAGCCAAGGAGAACAAACAGUGAUGCAGUAUCGGCUUUGUGACGAGUUGCCUUGUGGGCCACCGUUUCAGUUAUUCCCCUCUGUGGAGAAAGAUUAUGUAAACAGGGUGUUGCUCUUCCUUAAGCUUCGAUGUGAUCUUCCACCUAAAAGUGUGGCCCUGAAUGUUUCCAUCACCGUACCUGUGCCAAAAGGCUCCAUAAGUAUGUCUUAGGAGCUCAGAAGUCCUGACCAGACUGCUGAGUUGUAACCUAAGAACAAAGGCCUGCUCUGGGAGAUCCCACGCUUCCCAGGAGAUUGCAGCUCUCAGGACUGUUCAAGAUGAUGUUGUUACACUGCUGAUGUUCCAGGUCUAAGCGCCCCCUCUUUGCUGGUGAUCGGCCCUGUCAGUAUGUCCUUCGAACUGCCCAAACAAACAUGCACUGGCCUUCAGAUCCGCUUCCUCAGGCUCUCUCCAACUAAGACAGGACUGUCACAAUGUUGGGUUCGAUAUGUCACUCAUUCUGAUUCCUACACCAUUCAGAUCUAAUCCAAACAGUUGGGUCGAACAUUCGCUGGACUAUGAAGAAACCGCUUUUUGCCUCUCACCCAUCCUAAGGGGCAUCCUUUUUUGAAAUUUGUUGAAUUGAAUCCAAACAUAUGA